This is a messenger RNA of Pocillopora verrucosa, 1959 nucleotides long. Lineage: Eukaryota; Metazoa; Cnidaria; Anthozoa; Scleractinia; Pocilloporidae. The record is from RefSeq and is a predicted model, not a curated record.
UUCGAAUUUGGACAUUCAUAUGAAAUCUGCCAGAGUUUCACCAGUAGUUGUGUUCAACACAGAGACGAUGUUGCAGUCGAAAAAGCGAGUUCAUAUUUUUAACUGUGACAACACAUACGAGCUAGAGCCCGUUGAGAAAUUGCUCGAGGAAACGAAGAAGAAAUUGUCGGAGAAAUUAAGCAUCCAUGUUGAGCCUGUAGAGAAGCAUUCAUUUAGACUUGCUCAAAUGUCUGAAAUGGUCGACAAAAUCCGAACCCAAGAGAUGGAUAUGGCCUUCUUCGUGGUUCAUGCGAAUGAAUCUCGACUCUCGAUCAACGAAGACAACGCUGGAAUUGGUUACGCCAAGAUAUACAGAGCUUUACUACAAGCGACGGGAGGAGAUGUCGUCAUCGUUAUCGGAGGAGAUGUCAAUUACGAGAGCGACGACGAAGAGAAUCGAGAGCUUAUUUCACGUUGGGCGAAGACAAAAGUUUCCUCACAAUUCAGCAUAGAGUAUCUUGAUGGAAGAAAGAGCUUCAUCUUUUCCUGGAACAAACAACAUCGAGCAAUUCACGAAGAAGCUCUGCUGCAUCACUUUGAUCCAAACAAGAAAGGACAAAAGUUCCAUCAUCAGUCGCCAUCUACAAACCAACCAUCAAUACCAGAACUUCCAUCUCAAGCAAAAUCUCCCGAAUUGAAAAAUCCGCAGAAACCCAAAAGUCCUCCUCGUAAUGAUGAAGCCACUCCUGAAUUGACAACGGUUGAAGAAAGGCAGACUGAUUCACACCGUGGUGGCGACUGUAGCUCUGAGCGCAGCAGAGACAGGGAGUUGUCGGAUCCUUCUUUCAGUAAUCAGAGAGAUGCACAAGGAGAUCUAGAUUAUUCACAAAGGAAUUUUCCAGAAGAAAAAAGUAUCCAUUUUGAAAAUACCCAACAGCUGGUGUGGGCGACACAAUUCUCAGUUAAAUCUCCUCCCGUUGUUUUACUGAGAGGUUUCGCUCGUUAUGGAAAGGUACCUGAUCAGAUAGGCGACCUUCAAAUAUGGGACCCCGAAUUUAAAGUUCCCGAUGACAUACAAGAGAGGCUGCUCAAAAAACUCCGCAACACACCUUUGAUUGGAGUGAUAGUCAUUAAGCACAGUGAUGGCGAAAUUGAGUGUUAUACUGACCCAAAUUUAAAAGAAUUUUCGUUGGACGGGGAAAUACAGCUUGCUGACGAUGAACAACUCAUAUUGAAAACUCGUGUUCGCAACGGAGAGGUGUCUUUUGAAGACGUUGCUGUACAGUUUAAGAAUGGAAACGUGCGUAUUCCGCAACACAUUAUCGAUGUUUUCAAAGCUCAAGAUAAAAAGGCUAAUGGUGAUCUGUACAUUAUUUCAAAUGGCUCGGAAAAUUUUCGAUGUGUAAUAAAAAGUGGAAUUGAUUUUAAAAAAGUGAUAAGAAUAGCAUUGGAAGAUCUAGGUCUUCCAUGUUUAAGUCACCGUUACUAAGUCAUUGGGUAAUGAUCAAGUAAAUCAAUGUCUGUUUUGAAGGCAGAGCAAAAGUCAGUCUGCGCCUUCCAACUGCAAGAACUUAUAUACCUCAAGAAAUAACUGCGGCUUUCAGCAAUCAAUCUGUCUUACUUGUUGUGAGUUUUGCAUAUAUAAAGAACAACUUAAUAUCAAUUAUGAUGACAUUAUUUCAUCGUAACGUCAUACAACUUAUUUUUCGCGAACUGUCCUUUUGAAAUGCUUAUCGAAAUCAAUCUUUAUCAGAUGUAAUUUAGCACAAGUACAAUGAUGAAGGUAUUUAGCUAUGUUCACAUUAUUAUGUAGACUUGCAUCGUUAUUUUAACUUCCUCUUUAAGUACUUGCGGUGUGGUAAAUUGUUACUCGAGGAUUCAAGAAUGGAAUUAUUAUAUAAACCAGAUACCAUUUCUCGUGCACGGGGCACUAAGAUUUCCUUGCCUUUUACUUAAUAACAAAUAAAAAGAUUGCAGUAA